Molecule: messenger RNA, 543 nt
Organism: Quercus lobata
Lineage: Eukaryota; Viridiplantae; Streptophyta; Magnoliopsida; Fagales; Fagaceae
Product: receptor-like protein 9DC3
Exons: 1
Coding region: 1-543 (180 amino acids)
Molecular function (GO): protein binding
Source: RefSeq, a predicted model, not a curated record
AUGAAGGGGAAUAUACUACCGCUAAAGAAAAUCUUAACCAUCUUCUCUAUCAUUGAUCUAUCGAGGAACAUGUUUUAUGGAAAAAUUCCAAAAGUACUUGGAACGUUGAAGUUUCUUCGAGUGCUCAACUUUUCCCAUAAUAGACUAAAUGGACAUAUUCCAUCAUUGUUGGCAAAUUUGUCAGUGCCUGAAUCCUUAGACCUUUCUUCAAAUAUGCUUGCUAGAGAAAUUCCUAUGCAAUUGACAAGUUUGACAUUUUUGGCCGUGUUAAAUCUUUCACAAAACUUGCUUACAGGACCUAUAUCUCAAGGAAAACAAUUUAAUACAUUUCAAAAUGUCUCGUAUGGUGGGAAUUUGGGAUUGUGUGGAUUUCAUUUGUCAAUGAAAUGUAGUACUGAUGAGACACAAUCACCACCACCGCCACCAUCAAUAUUCGAAAAAGACAAUGAUUCAAUGUUUGCAAGUGGAUUUGGUUGGAAGUGUGUUAAUGGGCUACGGAUGUGGAUUGGUCAUUGGAAUGGCUAUGGGAUAUAUUGUGUUUAA